This is a messenger RNA of Ruditapes philippinarum (Manila clam), 640 nucleotides long. RefSeq lists its product as uncharacterized. Gene Ontology annotation, cellular component: nucleus. NCBI's taxonomy places the organism in Eukaryota, Metazoa, Mollusca, Bivalvia, Venerida, Veneridae. Bases 179 to 640 code for a protein of 153 amino acids. Gene Ontology annotation, molecular function: DNA binding. The transcript has 2 exons. The record is from RefSeq and is a predicted model, not a curated record.
AUUCUAUUUACAUGUACAAUAUAACUGUAUAAAAUUAUCAUGUAUACUAUACUCUAUACUGAUAUACAGUGAUACGUUUUCUAUCGUGUACUUUCUAUUACAGGGUUCAUUACCUCACCAGAAUUACACAGAUAGUGUACCGUCGUCAUGGUAUUUUGGCCACAGCGAAAACGGCUACAUGGACCGUGAACUUUUCACAAAAUGGUUUUUCAGCGUGUUUGUUCCAAACUGUGGCAGAACAAGACCCGUCCUACUUAUCAUGGAUAACCACGACUCUCAUAUUAGCAUUCCAGUAGUUGAAAAGGCGAUAGCUGAAAAUAUUGUUCUUCUUGGUCUCCCUGGUCAUUCCACGCAUAUUCUUCAGCCUUUAGACGUGAACAGUAUAUCACCUUUGAAGGACGCUUACACCAAAACACUGUCAAGUCUUGGAUAUCUAAAAACUGCAGUAAGCGUAGGAAGGGCAAAAUUCCCGGUUUUAUUAAAGCACGCAAUGGACAAAAUCGCUCCUGCAACUAUAGCUGACGGCUUCACGAAAACAGGGAUUUGUCCAUUUAACCCCUCUAUCAUUGAUCAAACGCAAAUAGUGAAGCCAACAUUUAUUGAAGGUAAAACUUGCCGAGUACGAUGCAUUUGUUUGUAA